Molecule: messenger RNA, 525 nt
Organism: Thlaspi arvense
Lineage: Eukaryota; Viridiplantae; Streptophyta; Magnoliopsida; Brassicales; Brassicaceae
Source: the annotation of a GenBank genome assembly
AUGCUUGUCUACGAAGUCAAGUGCGAGAAUCUGAACAAAGACACGUGCACAUUCGCGGUCUCGGCGACCGGAAAACGCUGCGUUUUGGAGAAGAGUGUGAAGAGGAGUGGGAUCGAGGUGUACACGUGUCGAUCAUCGGAGAUAAAAGCGGACAAGAUCACAAACAUUAUUGAAUCAGACGAGUGCAUUAAAGCGUGUGGUGUAGACCGGAAAUCUUUGGGUAUAUCUUCAGACGCAUUGUUGGAAUCCCGGUUUACUCAGAAACUCUGCUCGGUUAAAUGCUUAACCCAAUGCCCUAACAUCGUCGAUCUCUUCUUCAAUCUUGCUGCUGGCGAAGGAGUAUAUUUGCCAAAGCUAUGUGAAUCACAAGAAGGAAAUUCAAGAAGAGGAAUGUCCGAAAUUAGGAGCUCCGGGAUUGUGAUGGAUACUCCUGGACCGGUUGGAUCGGUUAUGUUGGAUGAGAUGGCACCAGCGCCGGCUACAGGAAUCUUCAGGCCUUACGCGCCGCAACCUUCAUCGAACUGA